UGAAUGUUUUUACAGACUGAGACACCCAGAGGCGGUGUGAGCUCGGUGCAGCUCCGCCAUAUAAAAGCAGCCAGACACAGUUGGAGUAACAGAGGACAUGCUUGUGCAAUGUUACAGCGAGGCUGCUUGUUCUUGUUCUGUUUCUUCACAGGUUCAGUUGCAGAACGAGGAAACUCUUCAGGUGGAACAGUCCUCUCACUUUGGUAAAACACAAGAAGAUAUCAAGAGCUGCCUGGAUUACUUUAUUUUUAAAAGUUGCUUCAGUUAUGAGUAAUUGUCAAGAUCAGAGCAUUCCUGAUCAUAUCCAUGGAUUUAACAUUUCAAAGUACCUUUUCACCCAGAGGAACCACAUCGGGCCCAAAGCUCGGCGGUGAUGCUGGCCAUGCAGCAUUACAACUCUUCAGGCAUCACUGCCCCCUUCCCCCUGUCCAACCACACCAGCAUGGUGCAGGACCCUGACCCAGCAAACGACACCACCCGUCUAGUAAUGAAGUCUCCCAUAUCGGCCUGCCUCACCAUGACUCUGGGCAUCCUGUUCAACGUGGUGGCCCUCGUCAUCCUCGCCAAGGCCUACAACCGUUUCCGCCGGCGGUCCAAAGCCACGUUCCUGCUGUUCGCCAGCUCCCUGGUGGCAACAGACCUGGCCGGACAUGUCAUCAACGGAGCCCUCGUAUUGAAAAGGUACUCAGAAAGGGGAGGAGAUCCCUCAAACCCAGACAUGCCUUGUCUGUUCCUGGGAGGUUGCAUGGUGUUCUUCGGCCUCUGCCCUCUCUUCCUGGGCUGUGCCAUGGCCGGGGAGCGCUGCCUGGGCGUCACCAGGCCGCUGCUGCACGCUCGCCUGGUGACCACGGCACGGACCAAACUGGCGCUGGCCCUGAUCUGGCUGCUGGCUUUAUCUGUGGCCUUUCUACCCUUCUUCAGCCUGGGUGCCUACACUUACCAACACCCAGGGACGUGGUGUUUUAUCAGGGUGAUGGAGGACACCAAGGCCACAGAUCUGGCCUUUGUGACGCUGUUCUCUGGACUGGCUCUGAGCUCUCUGGCCUCAGCCUUUGUGUGCAACACCAUCAGCGGGAUCACACUGGUGAGAGCUCGGCUAAAGAAGAGGUCGUGCACCCAACGCUGCUCUGCCAGGUCCCACGACACAGAGAUGGUGGUCCAGCUGGUUGGGAUCAUGGUCACCUCCUGCAUCUGCUGGAGCCCUCUGCUGGUGUUUGGACUGAUGUCAGCCACACGCUCCUACAGUGGUCUCAUGGACAGUGACAGAGAGACUUAUAGGGGACUGAUGAUAACAGGGGUCAGGAUGGCAACCUGUAACCAGAUCCUGGACCCGUGGGUCUACAUCCUACUGCGACGCGCAAUCCUCAGGAAGAUCUACCGCAUUACGAAAAGACAGGCCAGUUUCAAGAGUAGCAUGUUCCAUUCUGUUCGCUGGGAUGUCAACUCCUACCAGAACUCAGAGAAAAAAGGUGUUCCAAAGAUUUAAAUGGACUCGGAGAGGAAGAAAAGGGACCUGUCGGCGGGAUCACCACUGAGUCCAGCAUCUACCAUCUGGAUCCAAAUUCAGUGUGAAAAGUUCUCUUUUAAUCCACCCUGGUUUAUGUGUAUGAAGUAUAUGUGUUGGGAUCCAAAGUGGGUAAAAAUUUAAUUAAUUGCUCCAGAUUUGAAUCAUCACUGACCAGCUUAUGAUAAACUCUUGGGUUUGUACGUAAAGUAUGAGCUAAUGUUACACUACAUAUAAAAAAAGCUCCAACUCAUUAUAAACUGCUAAUAUCAGAAUGCAACAUAACCAAAAUGCAGGACGUGUUUGCAUGGCAGUGUGUCCUCUAUGAGAGAAGAUGUAAAUAUAAAAUAAAUGUUGGUUAGCUGAAAUGAAGACUGAGUUUAGUCUUAAAGCAAACAUCUCAACCCAAAGUUUGGUCUGUUUUGUUCUGUGACACAAUGUAAAGUCAAUGAAUUGUAUAAAUGCCCACAUAAGGGAGCCAAAGAGCAGUUUGUGCUUUUACCUCAGCUUGAAGAUGUGAAAAAACACCACAUGUGUGUCCAUUGUUGUGACAUGAAUGUGUGUGUGUGUGUG
Messenger RNA from Centropristis striata (black sea bass), 2077 nucleotides. Its product is annotated as prostaglandin E2 receptor EP1 subtype-like. Gene Ontology annotation, biological process: inflammatory response; adenylate cyclase-activating G protein-coupled receptor signaling pathway; positive regulation of cytosolic calcium ion concentration. Gene Ontology annotation, molecular function: thromboxane receptor activity; prostaglandin E receptor activity. The record is from RefSeq and is a predicted model, not a curated record. The coding region runs from base 374 to 1486 and encodes 370 amino acids. NCBI's taxonomy places the organism in Eukaryota, Metazoa, Chordata, Actinopteri, Perciformes, Serranidae. Gene Ontology annotation, cellular component: plasma membrane. The transcript is spliced from 3 exons.